Molecule: messenger RNA, 1326 nt
Organism: Sitodiplosis mosellana (orange wheat blossom midge)
Lineage: Eukaryota; Metazoa; Arthropoda; Insecta; Diptera; Cecidomyiidae
Exons: 2
Coding region: 1-1326 (441 amino acids)
Molecular function (GO): ATP binding; nucleic acid binding
Source: RefSeq, a predicted model, not a curated record
AUGUUUGACGGUGUCGCAUACAAUUCCCUGGAGCCCAAUUUGAUGUGUCACGUAGUCUGGGUAUCAAAUAUUGAUUUGGGUGAGGAUGGUUUGCCACCGUUAGGCUACACCGAUUUGUCAACGUGCCCACUGUUCUUAAAGCAAAUGGAUGAGAGUUCCGAACGGGCCCGCGAGCGACGUAUAUCAACUGCUUUGAGCGCAAUUGGUUCAAAUAUUCGAAACAUACCUAUGCAGGAGUGGAUGUUUCGCAAUAUUCAAAGAAACGUUUACGGGCACAUGUGCGUUCUGGCGCCACGGGGUAGCGGUAAGACUACAGCGGCAAUAACGGCGAUGGCGAUUGAGCUGAAUCCGUUCCCCGUACUGCAAUCAAUUUAUUUUUGCAUCAAUUCGGACGCUGCGGUACAGUUAUUCUACCUGAUACGCAAAAUUCUGAAAGCCAUUGCCGGCAAUACCAUCAAGGCCAUCGAUGUCGGGUUGGUGACAGGCUCAGUUGGACCAGCGAAUUUGGAACGUUUCAAAAUCAUCGUUGGGACUCCACAUGAUAUAAUUCGCCUAGUUGAACUUCGCAACAUAAAUCUUGACCAUCUCUCAACAUUAUUUUUAGACGAUGGUGACAUGACAUUCACUACCUCGAAAAUUCAUGAAUUUGUCGACCGGUUGAAUAAAACCCGUCUGAUCUACUUAUCCACAGCGAUAAAAGAGAAGUUGUGUAUAAGAUUGCAGACAAUGCAUUGCAAUCAUAUGUACGUGAAUGGAUUGGCCAAGGCCCCUAUGAAAACGUAUCAAUCGACCGAUACGAAAGUUGUGCAUGCACGUCUGGGUACUAAUGCUAUCAAGCAUUACUGCCGCGUCGUUAAUGCACAUACUAAACUGGUGUAUUUCAAUGAAAUGGUAAAUUUAAUGAAAUCAGGUGAUCAAGCCAUUGUGUUCUGCAAUGAAAAAAAAAAUGCAGAAUUACUUUUUCAAAAUUUAAAAAAGGACCAUGACGUGGUAAUGCAUUCGGGUGAUAUGGAGCUUGCUGAUCGUGAAGAGAUUCUUCAAGGGUUUCUGAAGGGAAAAGGCAAGUUACUUAUCUGCACAGAUGCGCUAUCACGUGGUAUGGUUUUUCAUAACGUCCGCAUUGCCAUUUCAUUUGACAUACCCAUGAAAAUGUGCAAAGACGACACACGUACGUGGGAAAUUGAUUGCCUUUCUUAUGAAAACCGUGUCCACUCCUGUGGCAAAUGCCAAUUGGCAUUCAGUUUUGCCAAUAUCCAUGAAUUUUCGAAACUGAAGGCCAAAAUUAAUGUUCACUUAUUGGUCAAUAAUUCAGUUAUUGUUCAAUAA